GGGCGGCGCGGGCGGCGGGGGCGCCUCGGCCCGGGGCGGCCGCGGGGCGCCGGCAGGAGCCAGCAGCGUCUGCAGCCGCGCCGGCCGCCCGCGCCCCGGCGCGCUCCGGCUCGGCCAUGGAGCUGCCAGCUGUUGGCGAGCACGUCUUCGCGGUGGAGAGCAUCGAGAAGAAGCGGAUCCGCAAGGGCAGAGUGGAGUAUCUGGUGAAAUGGAGAGGCUGGUCCCCCAAAUAUAACACGUGGGAGCCGGAGGAGAACAUCCUGGAUCCGCGGCUGCUGAUCGCCUUCCAGAACAGGGAACGGCAGGAGCAGCUGAUGGGAUACCGGAAGAGAGGGCCGAAGCCCAAACCGCUGGUGGUGCAGGUACCUACCUUUGCCCGGCGCUCCAACGUGCUGACUGGCCUCCAGGACUCCUCGGCAGACAACCGCUCCAAGCUGGAGCUGGGCACGCAGGGCAAGGGCCAGGGCCACCAGUACGAGCUCAACAGCAAGAAGCACCACCAGUACCAGCCCCACAGCAAGGAGCGAACCGGCAAACCCCCACCGCCGGGCAAGAGCGGCAAGUACUACUACCAGCUCAACAGCAAGAAGCACCACCCCUACCAGCCGGACCCCAAGAUGUACGACCUGCAGUACCAGGGCGGCCACAAGGAGGCGCCCAGCGCCACUUGCCCGGACCUGGGCGCCAAGAGCCACCCGCCAGACAAGUGGGCCCACGGCGCGGGGGCCAAGGGCUACCUGGGAGCCGUGAAGCCCUUGGCGGGUGCGGCAGGGGCUCCAGGCAAGGGCUCUGAGAAGGGCCCCCCCAAUGGGAUGACACCGGCCCCCAAAGAGGCGGUGACGGGCAACGGAAUUGGGGGCAAGAUGAAGAUCGUCAAGAACAAGAACAAGAAUGGACGCAUCGUCAUCGUGAUGAGCAAAUACAUGGAGAACGGCAUGCAGGCGGUGAAGAUCAAGUCCGGGGAGGCGGCCGAGGGCGAGGCGCGCUCCCCCAGCCACAAGAAGCGGGCCGCUGAGGAGCGCCACCCCCCUGCCGACAGGACUUUCAAAAAGGCAGCGGGGACGGACGAGAAGAAGCCGGAAGCGCCAUCCAAGAGGAGGGAGGAGGAGGCGCCGGGGGCCGGCGACCCGCAGCCCCAGGACGCCGGCUCCCGCAAGCUCUCCCCGACCAAGGAGGCCUUCAGCGAACAGCCGCUGCAGCUCACCACCAAGCCCGACCUGCUGGCCUGGGACCCGGCCCGGAGCUCCCACCCGCCCUCCCACCACCACCAUCACCACCACCACCAUCACCACCACCACCACUCGGUUGGCUUAAAUCUCUCCCACGCGCGCAAGCGCUGCCUCUCCGAGACCCACGGCGAGCGCGAGCCCUGCAAAAAGCGCCUAACGGCGCGCAGCAUCAGCACCCCCACCUGCCUGGGGGGCAGCCCGGCCGCCGAGCAUCCCACCGACGUGCCCCCCACCGCCGCCCUCCCGCAGCCCGAGGUCAUCCUGCUGGACUCGGAUCUGGAUGAGCCCAUAGACUUGCGCUGCGUCAAGACGCGCGGCGAGGCCGGGGAGCCCCCAAGCGCCCUCCAAGUGAAGCCCGAGGCGCCCGCGACAGCGUCGGCGGUGCCAGCUGCGCCGGUGACAGCGGCCGAGAAGCCUCCAGCCGAGGCCCAGGACGAGCCUGAGGAGCCGCUGAGCGAGUUCAAGCCCUUCUUUGGGAAUAUAAUUAUCACCGACGUCACUGCGAACUGCCUCACCGUCACGUUCAAGGAGUACGUGACAGUGUAGCCGGAGGGCUUCGGAAGGGGAAGCGCCAUCCCCGCGGGUGGCUUAGCACCUGGUGCCUAGGGGCGGACUCCUCCUCUCUCGCCAGCUGCGGGAGAUCCGGGAUCCGGGCCUGCCCCCCCCUCCCCCCGCAGUGAGGACGCCCGGAGCCGCUGUAUCCGCGUCCCUGCGCGGCCCGCCGUGGGCUCCUGGCUAGGGCCCGACCCCGGCCCGGCCCGGCCCUGGCCCCUUGCACACGGUGCCUGCGGGCCUCUCGCCCCCCACCUGCCCCAUCCCCGCGCUGGCCCUCCCCUCCCCCGUGGAUCUCCGGGACUGACAAGGCAGCCACGCGCCUGGGUCUCAGAGUUAUAGUAUUAUAUUUUAACCGUGCUAACUUGUCCCGUUUGUACGUGGUGUUAUUAUUGAAAUGUAUUGUUUGAGCUCAAAAGGCCCGACCACCCCCUUCGGGCUGAUAUAUAUAUAUUUAUUUGUAGGUAUUUAUAUAUGGAAAUAUAAAAACCUAGAUUUAUGGAGUUUCCUCUAGAUCAUGUUAUAUUCUAUAUCAGACAAACUAUUUUCUGUUGACCUUUCUUCCUGUUCAUUCAGUAUUUCGGUUGAUUUCAUUCCCUCCCCUUCCUGGAACUGCAAUGCCAGGAACCUUGGUAUAUAUUUUUUGAUACUGUACACAUGGAUGUGUUGUUUCUAUGUGCAAAAAAAAAAAAAAAGUUUGUUUAAAAGGCUAAACGAGCUCUCUAGAAACUGCUGCUACUAGAAAUGUCUAAACUAUAAGCUUCCAAUUAUUAUCUGCUUGAAUGUAAAUAUUAAAUGGAGAUGUUGAAGGUGCA
Messenger RNA from Hyaena hyaena (striped hyena), 2596 nucleotides. RefSeq names its product chromobox 4 (gene CBX4). Lineage: Eukaryota; Metazoa; Chordata; Mammalia; Carnivora; Hyaenidae. Gene Ontology annotation, biological process: negative regulation of DNA-templated transcription. The coding region runs from base 117 to 1775 and encodes 552 amino acids. The record is from RefSeq and is a predicted model, not a curated record. The transcript is spliced from 5 exons.